Peniophora sp. CBMAI 1063 is the source of this 2532-nucleotide messenger RNA. The record is from the annotation of a GenBank genome assembly. NCBI's taxonomy places the organism in Eukaryota, Fungi, Basidiomycota, Agaricomycetes, Russulales, Peniophoraceae.
AUGUCGACCGACAAGGAUCCCGACACUGACAAGGUCGCAGAGAAGAUCGCAUCCAGGAUUGCAGAUGCACUCGCGGAUAAGGUUGCGGAUAAGUUGCUUGAAAGGCUGGCCAAGACGCGUCGAAAACCCUUCGCAGAUUUCGCGGACUCUCAACCAGAAGACAAGAACGGCGAUGGCCUUUGGGCUGCCUAUCUUGAAGACGCUCUGGAAGAGGAUGCGACCGACAGCGAGCGCUGGAUUGGAUUCACUACCGGAAUGUUCGCUUUUACGGGCCUCUUUGCCGCAACUGUUGCGGCCUUCGUGGUCGAAAGUUAUCGCCUGCUCCGUCCCGAUACAAACGUGCAAACCGUAGCACUUCUAUCGCAGCUCGUUUCCGCGUCGAACAUCUCCCCCGUCGUUCCCAUCCCGGAUCUCUCCGAGGAAGUGUUCCCGGUACCGUUGCGCACAGCCAUCGUUGUCAACUCCCUGUGGUUCCUUGCGCUGGUGAUCUCGCUCGUGUGCGCACUCUUGACGGCUCUCAUACAAGAAUGGGGCAGCGAUUACCUGCAUGAUAUCCGCAAACCCUCUCGCGAGAUGACUAUUAGAGACUACGCAUCUUAUCACAUUCAUGUGCGCAUGGGCAUCGAGCGCUUUGGCAUGGACAACCUGAUGUCGUUCAUCAUCACCUUGAUGCACGCGGCCGUGGCCCUCUUUCUUAUUGGACUGGCCAUGUUUCUCUACCCCAUCAACCAUGUGCCAAGCUUCGUCGUCGAAGCCGCCGGCUUUGCCACAGCAGCGCUCUACGUGUCAUUCAGUAUCGUGCCACUCUUCGACAAUAGCAUUCCUUCGCGCACGCCAUUGACGCAUCUACUCAUUGCCCUUGAAUGGUCCAUUUCGUUCGUGCUUCUUCCCGCCUUGACGCUUGCCCUGCUCCCGCUUCUGAGUCUCGUUGAUGACAACCAUAUGUCGUGGUGGUCGUAUGACGGCGUGUCGUUCAUCGGCACCAUGUUGCAAUUGCUGUUACGCGAGCUUCUCCCCGUGCAGCGAUACAAUGUCAACGGGUCCCUCGAGUUGGCCAGGAUGGCCGACCGUUCGACGCCGAUGAAGGCUCGCCAUUUGAUCUUCAUGUGGCAGCAUAGCAGAGGCUAUAUGCUCGUCGACCAUCACAGCUCUAUUCUUCUGGACUACCUUCCACGCCAGCUGCUUGUCGGCAAUGGCGCGAAGACGUAUAGUCGCUUCUUCACAUUCCUGGGGCACAAUCCGCAGGUCAUGGAGCGUAUCCGGCACAUCAUGUCCUCGGUUACGACGACUGAGGCAGGUAUCGGGGUACUGCAGCUGCUACAUUUGUUCAUCCCAACAGAGCUCCGCGCUUCCCGUGCUCUGAGCCCCGAAUGGGUCGCACUGCGGCGGUCUGGGCUCCCUGCCGAGUUUCCUGACAUCGUCAAGAAUCUGAACGAGUUGAACAAGUCAGCCUUGGCUGUUGGAGAUGUGACGCUUUUCGUCGAACUCACCAGGUUCCGCGGAUCAUUGGCGGAGAUAGUGACCAGACCCGUCGCUGGAACAGCGCUCCCGCUCGUGAAUGACUUUACUAUGAAGCCCUUGCAAGUCAUGCUAGAGCAGCUGCACAGCGUUGAGGGCUUCCGCUUGCUCCCACUUUAUAGCCCCGAAACUAGUUCUCCGAACGUCACUCCCGCUUAUGCGACCACAUCGUGUCAGAACAUCGUGACCUUGCUGGCAAUCUUGAUCGCUGUGCAAUCUGGUGAAGCUGAAUUGCAGACUCAAUCGCGGAACAGCGAAGCAGGCGCCGAUCACCAGUCCUCAACGUCAACCUUAUCGAUGUCGAUCGGAAGCAACGGAUUGCUGCCGAAGUCGUACUUCGAUGACCUUCAGAAGGUGAAGAAGAGCAUGUCUGACUGGCUGUGGAGGGAUUGGUACCCCAAGACCACUCCUUCAGGUCCGAAGCCGCGGGCGUCCGAUAUAUUCUCGUUCCUGGUGGACUAUGCAUUGAUAAACGAACGGAUCAUUCACGAGAAAUACGAGUUCACCGCUGUGCAGGACGAGUCUGACGAGCCCAUGGUCACCAAGGAGAUCAUCGCGGACAUACUCACUCAUCUCGUGAAGCUCAUCGACGCCGACAAGCUGCACGACAUGGACGCCCGAGAGCGUGGGCGGCAGCAGUUGCGAGACGAAUUCGGGCUUAGGAUUGGGGAGAUCGAGUACCUGACCCUGGAGCAGGUGGCGCAAAAGGGUAUAGUUUUGAAGGAGAAUUAUGAAGAACAGGAGAGGCGGAGGAUAGCAAGGAGGAAAAUGCUGUUGAAGGCUAUGCAUGAGCAGAUACAGGAUUUAACGUCGCAGAUGAGGGCAGGUUCGACUGAAGGUGACAAAGUGCACAAUAAUGUCCUGGGCGCCAAGGAGGAGCCAUCAAGCAGCACCAGUCCCUCGACGCAGCGUGCAGAUGAGGGUGGCUCAGGAUCAAGUAACCCGGAGGACAAAAGGAAGGGAGUUGAAGUACCUGAGAAGACUGAGGAUCAGCAUGCGCCGAAGGAUUCUUGA